AUGCUCAUUCUAUGCUAUCUCGAAGAUUCCUCUGUUUUGUUCGAUCCUAAGAUUCAGCACUAUUUCGAUGUCUCUUUAGACCAGGCGAUCCUUCCCUUCCUCAAGCAAAUCCACGCCGUUGGAGCAGAGGACUCAAGCGUUGCUCUGAUACGAUGCGAUAGAAGAGAAGCAGUGGUCUCAGAGCGUGAGCUCUCCUACCGCACUGCCAGGCUGACAGCUGAUGACGUGGUCUUCAUCCAGCGCAAUCAAUCCUGCGGCACUGAGAUGGAGGUGAUCUUUCAGAACAAGUUCUUCAUAGGAAACCUUGUUGAUCACAAGAGACAAUUCCUCGAGCAGCCUCCUGUCAUCACCAACAUUCUCCCGGACUUCAAGGUCUCUGUCAGCCAGAAAGCAUGGCAGUACUCAACUAGCUCGAAAGGCUCCCUACUGUUCAUCGGGACCUUUCGACCGAACAAACCGUACUUGUGGGUAGACGGUGAAGCUAUGCAGACGUGCAGAUCACGGCCAAACUGUGAGCAUGCGGGACAAGGCUUUCAUCUCACUGCGUACUCGUUUGCGGAGAAGCUUCUCAAAGCCCUGUAUCAAUCCUCAGAUCUCAAGGGCAUCUGCCGCUUUCUCUGUCGGAUAGGAGCUCUGCUGCCCAACAUGAAUGCCUAUCAAGCAAGCUCUCAAGCCGAUAAGCGAUGCAGAUACAGCAAGCAAGCGAUGAUAAAUCAGCUGAUGAACGUGUCCGUAAUGCGAGGGUUCGAUGGAGUUGUAGAGGAAUUGGCGAACAUAGCUCUCAUGUUCUAUCAGCGUAUUCCCUACAUCUCGGUUGACCUCAAGGGAUUAUUGGAUGCCGAUGUCGGUCAAGCAGAGGAAAACAACACGACUAAGAGCGCUGAGAAGUCUAGCGACUUCAUCGACUUCCAUGCACUUGUGAUCUUUGCCUUUCAAGAGCAAGUGCAUCUGGAACACCUGCUGACGUUGUCUAGCUCUGAAGAGCAACCUAGUCUUCAAAAGCUUCUAACAUUGUUAGCCAGACAUCUCUUUCUUUGUCCCCGAGGACUCACGAAUGCUCAUAAGGGAGGCUACAACGAGGAAGAGCUAUCAGACAAAGAAAUAACAGAGAUCAUAUCUAAGUCCUUCGAAAGCCCACGCUCGCCUUCCAAGGAGCAGGACACGUCGGGUGAGAACCCAACGAAGAAGACGCUCCUUGGAUUGUCGCGGGAAAGGGCUGAUGACCUGAAGAAAGGGAGAGUGCUGCUAGAAACCACGAUAAGGAACAAGAUCAUACAGAUGCGGGACGAGUGCACACGCUUCCAAGAGAAUGUACAUCACUUAUUUGAUCUUGCGCUUUGA
Molecule: messenger RNA, 1341 nt
Organism: Guillardia theta CCMP2712
Lineage: Eukaryota; Cryptophyceae; Pyrenomonadales; Geminigeraceae
Exons: 4
Coding region: 1-1341 (446 amino acids)
Source: RefSeq, a predicted model, not a curated record